CACCAACGAGCCCAACAAACACCAAUGAAAUGAGCCAGUCUCAGCACAGACAGCCAAGCUAGAUCCUCAUAGCCUUAUUUUGUUUAUCUCUAGGCUGAGGUACGGUUCCUGAUAAGAAGAUGGAACGGUUGCAGAAGAGGAUGCAUGCGACUAUGACGGGCGUCGCGCUGCCUAGUUGGCGUGUCAUGGAAUUGGGAGCAUUUCCACGCCCGUCAUGAUUCGACCGAUCAUGUUGAUAAACUUAUCAUGACACAUCGUUAGAUCCAUGCCACUAUGAAGAAUAUAAAUGCGAAACACCCUGCCGUCAGGGGAAUGUUCAAAAAUCCCCUCGGUCUGCGCUCUCCAAUUGUUGCGACGCCCCACAAAACAACACCGAUCCAAUGUCAUUGAGCAUGGACAAAUAUGAUGUUGAAACCAGCGCUGUCCCCAGUGAAAGCGGAAACUUUUCAGCCGGAGAAAUUGAGGAUGUCCCAGCCAUCGAUCCGCAGCUCGAAAAGCGGACACUUGCCAAAUUUGACAAAUACUUGCUCCCUCAAUUAUUCGUCAUAUUGAUUCUUGCUUACCUCGACCGCACAAACAUCGGCAAUGCCAAAGUCUUCGGCUUCGAAGACGGAAUCGGACUGAAGGGCACCCAGUUCAACACCCUUUCCACGAUUUUCUACCCUACUUACGUCACCCUCGAAGUUCCAUGGACCAUGGCCGUGAAAAGAUUCGGUGCAAACCAAGUCCUAGGAGUUGCCAUGGUGGCUUGGAGUAUUAUCACCUUGGGGACCGGCUUCAUCCAUAAUUAUCACCAGGCGAUUGCUGUGCGAAUCUUGCUGGGUACUUUCGAAGCCUGUCUCGUGCCGUCCAUCGCGUUUAUUAUUUCGACUAUCUGGUCCAGAGAGUCUCAGUCCAAGCGCAUGGCCAUGAUCUACGGCUGCCAGUGUCUGUCGGGCGCUUUUGGAGGUCUUAUUGCAUAUGGAAUCGAGAGUAUGGGUAGAAAACACGGCCUAGACUCUUGGAGAUGGUUAUUCAUCAUUGAAGGCGCCGCAUCAGUUGGUCUAUGUGCUAUUUGCUGGUUGUUGCUUCCCAGAUCUGCGGAGGGGGCAUGGUUCCUCAGUGCCGAAGAGAAGGAGGUCAUGCGAGCUCGCAAGCAACGAGACAUUCUUUACAAGGGCUCUGAAGAAUUCUCCUGGUCCUAUGCUCGCAUGGCUUUUACGGAUCCGUUUAUCUACGUUGCAUCGUUGAGCUUCUUUUGUUCCUCGAUUGCUCUCUUUGGUUUUGGUACCUUUCUCCCUACCAUUAUUAAGGGCCUUGGUUACACGUCAAAACAAGCCAACUAUUUGACCAUUCCUGUGUACUUUUUUGCCACAAUGAUUCUCUGCACAGCCACAGCUGUCUCGGAUCGCCUCAAGAAGCGUGCCGCUGUCAUUUGCUUUGCUCCAGUCCCGGUUAUUAUUGGUUACAUUAUUGUCUGUGGGACAGACAGCCAUGGCGCAGGUUAUUUUGCCAUGUUCUUGAUCGGAGCUGGAAUCUACACUUACAACUGUUUGAUCCUCACCUGGGUCACCAAUAACCUCUCCCCCGACUAUAAGCGCAGCGUGGGCAUGCCAUUUUUCGUCUCACUUGCAAACAUUUCCGGCAUUGUUGCAUCGAACAUUUAUCCUUCAACCGAUGGCCCACGAUACCUCGUGGGCAAUGCAGUCAGCGCAGGCAUGGAGUUUCUUGCUCUAUUAGGAAUCGGAUGCAUGUGGUGGAUGCUCAAGAAACGAAAUAAUACAAAGGAAACGCUCAAGGCUCAGGGUGUUGAGGACAAUGGCAAGGAAGGGGACAGAGCACUGGAUUUUGUUUACAAUUUAUGAUUUCAUGUAUAUUAUGUCUACGCCCUUUCUUUAUAUCCGCUAUGCUAAUAUGCCCAUCAAUUGCUUCUUAUAUAUAUUAAUAUUUUACUCGAACAGAAUUGCCCAGUACUCAUCCGCAAUUUACUCCUCGCAAAUCAUUAAUCUGGUUCACCAAUGUCCACCCUUUAGUAGCGCUCGUAUUUUCAUUAUGAUGCUCGAAGUUGAUUAUCCCG
Molecule: messenger RNA, 2056 nt
Organism: Xylona heveae TC161
Lineage: Eukaryota; Fungi; Ascomycota; Xylonomycetes; Xylonales; Xylonaceae
Product: MFS general substrate transporter
Exons: 4
Coding region: 381-1844 (487 amino acids)
Biological process (GO): transmembrane transport
Cellular component (GO): membrane
Molecular function (GO): transmembrane transporter activity
Source: RefSeq, a predicted model, not a curated record